AUGCUUAAGAGGGCCAUUAGUUAUGUCUGGAAUGCUGAGAAGACGCAAGUCUCUCGUUCUAUGGACUAUGAAAGGUGGUCGAAAACACAAUUAAUAGAGAAAAUCAGAGAGUUAGAGUCCAGAAACGAAAAAGAGACAGGCACUACAAGCACUAGUAACGAUAAUAGUGAAAACAAAGAUACUAAGACUGGCGAGAACAAAAAUAAGCGUAUAAGUAAAAAUAAGCCUAAGGAAUUUGAUUUUUCAAAAUAUAACAAACGUUUUAUUGCAUUAAGAUUUGCAUAUGUAGGAUGGGACUACAAUGGUUUGAAUUUCCAGUACGAACCAACACCAUUACCUACUGUUGAAGAAGAAAUAUUGAAAGCCUUGACUAAAUCCAAGUUGAUAACACAAGUAGACCCGGCGUGUUGCAAUUUUAGUCGUUGUGGUAGAACUGAUAAAGGUGUGAGUGCUAUGAAUCAAGUGAUUUCUUUGGAUGUUAGAUCAAAUUUGACUCCAGAAGACCAGGCUUCCAGUGAAAAUGAUGACAAGGAGUUGCCCUACCUUGCUAUAUUAAAUUCUUUGUUGCCCACUGAUAUUCGGAUCACCGCUGUUUGCUUGAGACCACCACCGAAGUUUGAUGCCCGCUUCAGUUGUUCUUACAGACAUUACCGUUACCUCUUUAGAAAGUAUGACUUAGACUUAGAAUUGAUGCAAGAAGGUGCUAAAAGAUAUGAAGGGCUACAUGAUUUUAGAAAUUUCUGUAAAAUAGAUGGAUCUAAACAAAUAACUAAUUAUAAGAGAGAAGUUCUUAGUGCAAAUAUAAUUCAUCUCCGAGAUGAUUUCUACAUGUUUGACUUAAAAGGUAAUGCUUUCUUAUGGCAUCAAGUUCGCUGUAUGAUGGCAGUCCUAUUUUCUAUAGGUCAGAAAUUGGAAUCCCCCUCUAUUAUCAAUGAUUUGGUUGAUGUUGAAAAAUUCCCAGGUAAACCGUCAUUUGAAAUGGCUAAUGAUGUGCCACUUGUGUUAUAUGAUUGUGUGUUCCCAAAAAUGGAGUGGUUGGAUAUUCAAGACUUUAAGAAUAACACCGGAAAGAUCUUUAAAGAUAAUGCAAAUAUGAGAGGGUUGGUCUUCGACUACGACGUAAAGGCGCAUAUAGUAGAAAUGUUACAAAGCUUCUCUAGUCAGGAUACCACCAAUUUGAAGUCAUUACCUGGUUCAGGGCAUAUAAAUGUUGGAGAUGGUGUUGGCCGUAAUUUCAGAAAGUAUGUACCAAUAGCUAAGAGAGAAGUGGCAGAGACAUUCGAGCUGGUCAAUGCUAGAUAUAACGAAAAAAAGAAGCGUAAGCUUCAGCAAGCUACUGAGUAA
Messenger RNA from Debaryomyces fabryi, 1344 nucleotides. Its product is annotated as pseudouridine synthase. The transcript has a single exon. Gene Ontology annotation, cellular component: cytoplasm; nucleus. Gene Ontology annotation, molecular function: RNA binding; pseudouridine synthase activity. Lineage: Eukaryota; Fungi; Ascomycota; Pichiomycetes; Serinales; Debaryomycetaceae. The record is from RefSeq and is a predicted model, not a curated record. Gene Ontology annotation, biological process: tRNA pseudouridine synthesis; mRNA pseudouridine synthesis. The coding region runs from base 1 to 1344 and encodes 447 amino acids.